Brassica oleracea var. oleracea is the source of this 2309-nucleotide messenger RNA. RefSeq names its product serine/threonine-protein kinase fray2. NCBI's taxonomy places the organism in Eukaryota, Viridiplantae, Streptophyta, Magnoliopsida, Brassicales, Brassicaceae. Gene Ontology annotation, biological process: protein phosphorylation. The record is from RefSeq and is a predicted model, not a curated record. The transcript has 21 exons. Gene Ontology annotation, molecular function: protein serine/threonine kinase activator activity; ATP binding; protein kinase activity. The coding region runs from base 122 to 2287 and encodes 721 amino acids.
CGCGUUUGUCGUGGCGGUCAACUGAUCAGAAAUAUAGCCAGAGCCAAGUUAAAUAAAAUAUAUAUAGCUGAAUUAAUUAUAAAAUUAAAAAAAAAAAAUUCAAUCAGCAUCUCAAACUUCAAUGGGGUUUCUUCGACUUGUUCUCGAGGCGGUUUUCGGUGGAAAGAGACGGAAGAAGAUGGUCAGAGGUAGUAGUAGUAGUGGUGCUGUUGUUCGUGGCGGUGGUGGUAGUAGUGUUAAGCAGAAAGGCUUCUCAAUGAAUCCAAAAGACUACAAACUUAUGGAAGAAGUCGGCCAUGGAGCUAGCGCCGUCGUCUACCGAGCGAUCUAUCUCCCGACCAAUGAAGUCAUCGCCGUCAAGUGUCUGGAUCUCGAUCGAUGCAAUAGCAAUCUGGAUGAUGUGAGGAGGGAAUCUCAGACUAUGAGUUUGAUAGACCAUCCAAACGUUAUAAAGUCGUUUUGUUCGUUUUCUGUUGACCAUAGUCUUUGGGUGGUGAUGCCAUUCAUGGCGCAAGGUUCUUGUUUGCAUCUUAUGAAGACUGCUUAUUCAGACGGGUUUGAAGAGUCGGCUAUAUGUUCUAUACUCAAAGAGACUCUUAAAGCUCUCGAUUAUCUUCAUAAACAAGGCCAUAUCCAUCGUGAUGUUAAGGCAGGAAACAUACUUCUUGAUGACAAUGGGGAGAUUAAGCUUGGCGAUUUUGGUGUGUCUGCUUGCUUGUUUGAUAACGGUGAUAGGCAACGUGCAAGAAACACAUUUGUUGGUACUCCUUGCUGGAUGGCUCCGGAAGUCUUGCAGCCUGGAAAUGGAUAUAAUUCCAAGGCUGAUAUCUGGUCGUUUGGUAUAACAGCGCUUGAAUUGGCCCAUGGUCAUGCACCCUUCUCAAAAUAUCCCCCCAUGAAGGUGCUGCUAAUGACUAUUCAAAACGCACCUCCAGGUCUUGAUUACGACCGUGAUAAGAAAUUCUCAAAGUCCUUUAAAGAAAUGGUUGCAAUGUGUUUGGUGAAAGAUCAAACAAAAAGACCAACCGCUGAAAAGCUGCUGAAACAUUCCUGCUUCAAACACACAAAGCCACCUGAGCUUGCUGUGAAAUCAUUAUUUGCUGAUUUGCCUCCUCUUUGGACACGUGUGAAAUCUCUUCAGGCCAAGGAUGCUGCACAGCUCGCUUUAAAAAGAAUGGCCACUGCUGAUGAGGAAGCUAUAUCAAUGAGUGAAUACCAAAGAGGAGUGAGCGCUUGGAAUUUUGAUGUCAAAGACUUGAAAACACAAGCAUCUUUGUUAAGUGAUGAAGAUGGUCUAGAAGAGAGUCAGGAAGAUGAAGAAAUCUUCCAUACACGGUUUCAUAACAAGGUGAAUGAUAGCCCGGUACUAUAUGAAAACAUGAACGGGAAGGAAAAGGUUUCCACUACUGAAGUGGAAGAACCAAACUGUGAAGAGAAGUUCACUUUCAUCACUAAUGCCUCUUCCGUAACACCAAACUCAGAGCAUGAAGUUCCUGAGGCUAAGGUUAAUAAGCCAGUAAGACGCCAAAGUCAGAGUGGACCACUUACAAGCAGAGCCGUUGUAAGCCACUCAGCUUCAGAGAAAGGUCAAAUCUUUGAAAGAUCCGAGAGUGAACACCAGGCAGCCCCGUCUGUCAAAAGAGCUCCUAGCUUUAGCGGUCCUUUGAAUCUUUCGACUCGUGCUUCUUCAAACAGCUUGUCAGCUCCUAUUAAAUACUCAGGAGGAUUCCGUGAUUCUCUGGAUGAGAAGUCAAAGGGUAACCUUGUUCAGAAAGGAAGAUUCUCAGUAACAUCAGGAAACUUAGACCUUGCUAAGGAUGUUCCAUUAAGUAUAGUCCCUCGUCGAUCUCCACAGUCAUCCCCUCUGAGGAAAUCUGCUAGUGUGGGUAACUGGAUACCUGAGCCUAAAAUGCCAACGGUUCAGCCUCAGACCAUCAAGGAGUUAAGUAGCCAAACUAUGUCCCCGUCACUCAUCAUACCUCAACUUCAACAUAUUUUCCAGCAAAACUCUGUACAACAGGAUCUUCUUAUGAACUUACUGAAUAGUGUACAACCCGCAGAGACGACGGACGGUUCUCAAUCUGGGAAGUUACCACCUUUGCCUCGCUCAGAGACUAAUGGAACCGUUGAUUCUGUGCCUUCUGAGAGGGAGAGGAUGCUACUUAGCAGCAUCUCUGAGCUCCGGGCUAAGCUGAACGACUUAACGGAGGAACUCGAUUCAGAGAAAUCAAGAUACAACCAACUACAGCAGAAACUGAAAGCAUUCACUGGUCGCGAACUAGUGUAAGCAGGAGCGGGAAGCGAGGACG